AUGAAGUUCCGUCGAUUCAAGAGAAUUUUCAUCAAGAACACACAACCCAAGGCACUGCUCGCUCUGUGCUGCCUCACGUGCAUGGCCAUGGUUCUACUCAGUCGUUUCUUCGGGGUACCGAGGAAUCCAGACCACCCACACAACUACAUCCAGUAUUUCCCACAUCGAGAGUGGCGCAGCUCCGGCGCAAAGACCAUCCUCUUGUGGACGCCUCGCUUCGGCUAUGACUACUGGGCCAUGGACCCGGACUACGACUUUGGUGAGUGUCCGGUGAAGACGUGUCGACUGACCAAUGAUCGGACCUUGCUGGACACCAGUGACGCCGUGCUCUUCCACUCCCGCGCUCUGUGGAACAACUUCCUGGGCACGUCCUUGCCCACACACCACCAGCCGCACCAGGUGUGGGUAUACCAGGAAAUGGAGCCCUUACCUCACGUUUUCCUUGACCUUGGCCACUAUAAAGGUGUGUUCAACUGGACUUCCACCUACAGACUGGACUCUGACGUACCCGCGGUCUACAGCAAACUUAUACGUCACGGGGAGCCGUGGCUGGGCUGGAUGGAGGAAACGGACCCUGCGAUAUUGUGGUUGACGGGUGCUCUGGACGAGCGUCGACGAGAGCGCAUCGUGAACGCCCUGAGUGAGUUCCUCCCCAUAGACAGGUACGGCAGGUGCGGGAACCUCACACUGGACUGCCCCCAGGACUUCUUGUGUGAGAAAAGUCUGUCCCAGUACCGGUUCUACCUGUCUCUUGAGAACGCCGUGUGCACUGAUUACGUCACCGAGAAGUUCUUCUUGCCUCUACAGCGGAGACAGAUACCAGGUGAGGUUUGUGAACCUUUAGAGGAUGUAAAGGGAGACAGAUACCAGGUGAGGUUUGUGAACUUGUAG
Aplysia californica (California sea hare) is the source of this 891-nucleotide messenger RNA. Its product is annotated as alpha-(1,3)-fucosyltransferase C-like. Lineage: Eukaryota; Metazoa; Mollusca; Gastropoda; Aplysiida; Aplysiidae. Bases 1 to 891 code for a protein of 296 amino acids. Gene Ontology annotation, molecular function: alpha-(1->3)-fucosyltransferase activity. The record is from RefSeq and is a predicted model, not a curated record. The transcript is spliced from 6 exons. Gene Ontology annotation, cellular component: membrane.